UCCCCUAUAAUUCUACCAUUAUUUUUGGACACAGGAAUAUAUAUUCCUAGUUUUGUUGUUUACCAAAUAGCUCCAAAAAACAGGGGAAAGAAAGUUCACCCCUAGAAUUACAAAGAAUCGAGGAUCAACUAUUACUCUGUAUAUGAAUCUCUGUAUGAAUGAAUAAAGCAAAAGUAAAAUUGUUAUUUAGUGGAAGUAAUUUAUGUAAAUAUACUCCGCGAGUAGAAUAGAAGUGUAAGAAUUUUGAGCUGAAUUUGUAAAUUCCACGUGGGCUACAAUUGUAUAAACCAUACAAGGUAGUAGAGGGUAAGUUGUAAGAAAGUGGGUUGGUAACACCUAUAGAGUGAAGCACAUGCACCCACGUCACCACGCCAGUAAUAUUCAAGACUGAAGUAAGAGGAGGUAGUUGCACUUAUGAAGCUUAUAUAUAAAGGCUUAACCCCUUGUGUUGUUGUGCAUGACAUACAUUAUAUCUCAUAUCUCCAUUUUUUUUUAUUUUUUUUUUGGCAGUAUUAUAUCUCCAUUUUUCUAAUUCGUAAGUAAAAGUAAUGGAGAUAGAAAAAGUUCAAAACAUAGCGUUGAACUUCAACAGCAUACCAUCUGAGUUCAUAAGGUCAGAGAGUGAACAGCCAGCAGUAACAACUGUGCAUGGGACUGUUCUUGAAGUUCCAACCAUUGAUUUCAGUGAGGUAGACGAUGAUAAGCUUGUUGAUGUAAUUUCAAAGGCUAGCCAAGAUUGGGGUUUAUUCCAAGUUGUAAAUCAUGGAAUACCAACUCAAGUUAUUCAAAAUCUGCAAAGAGUUGGUAAGGAAUUCUUUGAGCUUCCUCAACAAGAGAAAGAGAUUUAUUCAAAGCCACCACCAGGUGAAGGUUAUGUGGGUGGUGAAGGUUAUAGCAAUAAGCUCGGUAAAAACACUGAUACAGUUCGAGCUUGGGUUGAUCAUUUGUUCCAUAACAUUUGGCCUCCCUCUGCUAUCAACUUCCAUUUUUGGCCCAAGAAUCCUCCUUCUUACAGAGAGGCAAAUGAAGAGUACGCGAAAUACUUAAUAGGAGUAACAGAGAAGCUGAUGAAAUGUUGGUCAAAGGGAUUGGGAUUGGAAGAGAAUAAGAUAAAAGAGGCAGGAGGUGGUGAAGAAAUAGUAUAUCUUGCUAAGAUCAAUUACUAUCCACCAUGUCCACGCCCUGAAUUGGCACUUGGAGUUGGAGCACAUACAGAUUUGAGUAUGCUUACAAUACUUGUUCCUAAUCAUGUACCUGGUCUUCAAGUUUGUAGGGAUGGUCUCUGGUACAAUGUCCGCUACAUUCCUAAUGCACUCAUCAUCCACAUUGGUGACCAACUUGAGGUCCUGAGCAAUGGAAAAUACAAGGCAGUGCUUCACAGAACAACUGUGAAUAAAGAGGAAACAAGGAUGUCAUGGCCCAUCUUCAUUGAACCACCACCACACCAUGAGGUGGGGCCUGUCUCAGACCUCAUCGACGAACACAAUCCGGCUAACUACAAGACUAAGAAGUUUUCUGACUACAAAUAUUGUAAGCUUAACAGGCUCCCUCAGUGAUGUCAAUCUGAGUUUGUAUCAUUCAGGUUUCCACUUUGUAUCAUUCCUAUGAAUUUCUUUCUUUCCGAAUAAACUUCUUGCUUUUACUGUAAACUUCAAUGGUUCUGCCAGUUGAAAACAAUUUUUUGUGUAUUA
Molecule: messenger RNA, 1691 nt
Organism: Spinacia oleracea (spinach)
Lineage: Eukaryota; Viridiplantae; Streptophyta; Magnoliopsida; Caryophyllales; Amaranthaceae
Product: flavonol synthase/flavanone 3-hydroxylase-like
Exons: 3
Coding region: 549-1556 (335 amino acids)
Source: RefSeq, a predicted model, not a curated record